Molecule: messenger RNA, 738 nt
Organism: Phragmites australis (common reed)
Lineage: Eukaryota; Viridiplantae; Streptophyta; Magnoliopsida; Poales; Poaceae
Exons: 1
Coding region: 74-466 (130 amino acids)
Source: RefSeq, a predicted model, not a curated record
UCGCCAUUGCACUCGAACUAUCGAUCGAUUUACGCACUCGAUCUAGCCAACCAGCCACCACAGCAUAUAAUCAAUGGCUUCCAACAACGUGGUCGCCUCAGAGGUGAACACCGGCGUAGCCAAGCUCAACGACCACCUCGCCACCGCUCUCACCGGCGGCGAGGCCGCCGGGGCCACCACCAUCAUCACGCUGGCGGGGGAGAACAGCGGCGCCACCAUGGAGGCCACGGGCGACAUGGAGGACAUCGUCGUCGUCGGCAACGCGGACGCGGACGAGAAUGAGGAUGACCAGGAGGAGGAGAGCGUGGUGAGCGCCUACACCAACAGCAACUACCAGGCCGUCAACAACUCCGUGCUCGUCGCCGGCAGCUGCACUGUCAACGACCCCGGCGUCCACGUCGUCGUCGUGGAGCACGUCGACGAGAUACGCGACUACGACGACGACGUCGAUGGCCAAGACAACUAAUAUUAUCAUGGAAGGAGAGCAUGCACGCAAAAUGUUCAACAAUCAACUCGGCCCGAAAAUGUUCGAAAGAGUUCAGGUGAUCCACUCGUGAUCGAUGGACAUAUAUAUAUCCAUGCAUGAGAUAUAUCCUGAUUUGUUUGCAAGACUUUGGUUUAUAAUUGCUUGGUUUGGUCGAUGUAUUAUUUACUAUGUUGCUUUGGUCGACUUUGUACCAGUGGACUUGUAAGUUGCCUGAUGCACACAUGAAUAAAAUUCUAGCUUAAUUACAAGAA